Molecule: messenger RNA, 1719 nt
Organism: Myiozetetes cayanensis
Lineage: Eukaryota; Metazoa; Chordata; Aves; Passeriformes; Tyrannidae
Gene: BID
Product: BH3 interacting domain death agonist
Biological process (GO): positive regulation of release of cytochrome c from mitochondria; apoptotic mitochondrial changes; positive regulation of extrinsic apoptotic signaling pathway
Cellular component (GO): cytoplasm; mitochondrion; cytosol
Source: RefSeq, a predicted model, not a curated record
UCAAAUACCGGGAGAGGCGCCUUCACCGCCGCUGCCGAGCGCUCCAGCCCCGCUCCCGCAAAGUCAAGACCAGGAGAAGGGUCACUUCUGACCUGUUUCAGAACUCUGUCAGGUCCCAGAGAAGAGGACAGAGGGGACUGCACUCUCCCCAGCCAGCACUCUGUAGGGUAGAGGACAAGGAGUUCUGGUCUGAAGCAGAAGGUGACAAGAGCUGUUCUGUCUCUGAAUCCAUCAUGGAACAGAUGGAGCAUGCACUGCUGUACACCUUCCUGGAGUCAUCCUCUGACUGCAGGUUCAAAGACCAGCUGUGGUCCCUGAAAAGCCCAAGGCCUGUUGUUUUGGAAGGACCCUCGGCCGGGGGGAUCUCUCAGUCCCAAUCAGGAGUCUUUGACGAUGAGUUUGAGCUCCAGUGCGACGGCAAUCGGAGCGGCCACUACCAGAACGGUGAGCUAGAGUCUGACGCUCCGGUAAAUGAAGAUGUUAUCCGGAUCAUUGCUGCUCAGCUCGCUAAGAUUGGAGACGAGCUUGACAAAGAUGUCCAAGCAAACGCAGUAAAUGAUCUAGUGCAGUACUUUCUGAAUGAGAGUCUCUCUAGAGAGGAGAUAAUGCGGCACAUGUCUCGGGUGGUGAGAGAGCUUGCACAAGCCAUCCCCUCAGACAUGGAACAGGAGAAGUUCAUGUUGGUGCUAGCAAUGGUCUUGGCUAAGAAAAUUGUGAAUACGGUGCCCUCCCUUCUACACCGUGUCUUCACCACCUCUGUGAACUUCAUCAACCAGCAGUUCCACGACUACGUUGUCGAAAUGAUGGGUGAGUGAGCUCUCCUGCCCUCCACGUGGAGAAAUGGGAUUCUGGAAGACUUUUCUUGGUGUUUAAAGAACACUUUAUUUGCUUUUUAACUUCUGAGAUACUGUGGAAGUGUCUCAGUAUCUCCCACAGCUGUGAAAGGGAUGGCAGAGCUCCAUAGAUAGGCUUUUGUAGACUAGCACAGCAGCAAUGGUAGUGUGAGCUGCCUGCCAGCUCUGCCAGUACCUGUAGGGAGAACUGCUUGCCUUCUCUCAUUUUACAAUAUUUUUUCUGGUUUUUUUGGGGAGGGCUUUUUGGUUUUUUUAGCAGUAGCAGAGUUUGUGCAGACCCUGUCUUGUAUCUCCAGAGGCCCAGUGAGGACAGGGCCUGCACUCUGUGCUUUUUUUAAUCAGCUGUAGCAUUUUGCUUUAGUUAUUCACUUUCCCGCCCUGCUCUUGCAGCUGAGCCAUGCUGAGUGUUGUUCCCAGGAAGGCCUCAGGCUGUGAAAUGGGUACAGACCACAAGGGGGGUGGGUGGAAAUCAGGCCUAUCUUGAUGGGGCAGCAAGAGAAAACAGAGCCCUGAAGGAUGGAUGGGUGUUUGGCCAGGUAAAGAUACUUCAGUGUCAAUCACCAUCCACCUGUGUUGGCUUGAAAAAUAAAACUGACGUUGAAACUGUAAAGAAAAAGGCAGGGGUAGGCACAGGGCAAGUUUUUUUGGGAAUGCAACCUGGAUAUACUUGAGAAAAAGUGGUAUCUAAUAAUCACAUCUCAGGUUCAACAAACUUGGACUCAGGUUGUUUGACACAUAAUCACACGAGGUGGCAAAUUGCAUCACCUGUGAUCCAGCCACCUCACGAGUUUUGAAAGUUUGUAAAUAUUUUGUGGGCUUUCUUAAAUAAAAAUAUCACUUCUUGUGGCACUAUGGCUCAUAAGAA